AUGAAGAAAAGUGGUGUUCCUCUCCUUUUGGGUAUCAUCUUCCUGACUCUGAUUGGAGUUCAAGGAGUCCCAAUGAUGCAGAAGGGACGCUGUUUUUGCAUCAACACCAAUGAAGGGACAAUCCACUUAAAAUCCUUAAAGGACCUUAAACAGUUUUCCCCAAGCCCUUCUUGUGAGAAAACUGAAAUCAUUGCUACAAAGAAGAAUGGGGAUCAAAUAUGUCUGAACCCAGAUUCAACCAAAGUGAAAAAAUUGAUUAAAGAAUGGGAGAAACAGGUCAUCCAAAAGAAACAGCAAAAGAAAGGGAAAAAAACAUCAAAAAAGCAAAUUCUAAAAGUGAAACGAUCUCAACGUCAUCACCAAAAGAGGACUACAUAGGCGACCAC
Molecule: messenger RNA, 386 nt
Organism: Molossus molossus (Pallas's mastiff bat)
Lineage: Eukaryota; Metazoa; Chordata; Mammalia; Chiroptera; Molossidae
Gene: CXCL9
Product: C-X-C motif chemokine ligand 9
Exons: 4
Coding region: 1-378 (125 amino acids)
Biological process (GO): cellular response to lipopolysaccharide; antimicrobial humoral immune response mediated by antimicrobial peptide; neutrophil chemotaxis
Cellular component (GO): extracellular region
Molecular function (GO): CXCR chemokine receptor binding; chemokine activity
Source: RefSeq, a predicted model, not a curated record